Messenger RNA from Gambusia affinis (western mosquitofish), 7333 nucleotides. RefSeq names its product GRIP and coiled-coil domain-containing protein 2. Gene Ontology annotation, biological process: late endosome to Golgi transport. NCBI's taxonomy places the organism in Eukaryota, Metazoa, Chordata, Actinopteri, Cyprinodontiformes, Poeciliidae. Bases 183 to 5072 code for a protein of 1629 amino acids. Gene Ontology annotation, cellular component: Golgi apparatus. The transcript is spliced from 24 exons. The record is from RefSeq and is a predicted model, not a curated record.
AUUGCGGAAGCGGGUCUUAGCUUUAGCCUGCUACCCUGGAACCAAAACAGACCAAAUGUUUCCGUGCUAAAUCGCUACUUAGUCGAUUGUAAUCUUAGAUAUUGAUUGACGUUCUCCUUGUCAGAUACCUGCUAUCUGCCUUUGUGACACAGGAGAGAGGAGAAGCUAAAGAGCCGCCUGAAAUGGAGGAUCCCGGUGGUUCUGCAGCUGAGGCUGGGACUCCAUCCCAAGCCGGGGCUCCCAAGUCAAAGCUGGAUACUUUGUCCAAAGAUGAUCUCAUCAAAUAUGCCAAAAAACAGAUCGCCGUCAUGCAAAAGAUGAAGACCAAAUGCGCAGAUUUGGAAAAAGAAGUUGAAUCCCUUAAACAACAAUCCAAAAGUACUGACAAAAGUCCAGAGGAUGCCUUGUUGAUACAGGAGCUGACUGAAAGGAUGGAUGUUCUGCUACUGGAGAAAGCUGAAACUCAGCAAAGUCUUGCACUCUCACGUAAAGAGCUAGAGAGAACCAAGCAGCAAGCCAAGGAGGAUCUAGCACUGCUGCAAAAUGAACAUGAGCAAGUUAUUGAAGACCACCAAAGGAAGAUUGAAACCUUGGAGUCCAGCAUUGAGGAAUCCAGAAACAAACACCUGGAAAAAGUGACUCAUUUCCAGAAAUUACUCCAGGAACAAGAGGAACGAGACAGAGAAAGAGAGAAGGAACGCAGAGCAGAAUACACCAGUGCUCAAGAGAGCAUAGAAGAAGUCAGACACUCUUUGGAAGCGCAACUGGAAAGCCUUCGAGCUGAAAUGAAGGCAAUCCAAGACAGAAAUUCAGAAGAGGCAGCUCAGCUGGAGGAGAAGUACCAAAAGGAGCUGACGAAGGCCCAGCAGGAGGUGGAGAACCUGAAGGAGGAGCUGGUUCAGAAAACCGUCCAGCAUGAGGAGGAAAUGAAAGCUCUGGAGGAGGACUGGGAGAUCGAGAGGGAUCGCCUCAUGUUGCUCACAGAGGAGCUGACUGAGCAGCUGGCGUCAAAAGACAGCUACCUGCAGGAUGUUCAAGAGGAAGACGAGGACCCCAGCCGUGGUGCCGGGAUCGCCAAAAUGCUGGAGCUGUCCCGGUGCAAACAAGCCGAACCUCAGAGCGGCGGCGAGGAGGGCGAGCUCGGCAGACUGAGGACGGCACUGGACGACGUUCAGUCCCAGAACACCAUGCUGCAGGACGAGCUCACGCUGCUCAGCAACGUGAAGGCGGAGCUUGAAGCAGAGCUGGAGAGGGUCAAGGAGGAUUUCCAGGUGGAAAAAGAAGAGCUUGAGUUCAAAAUCAAUGAGCUGCAGAUGAAUAAAGACAGUCCGACCACUGAAACCGAGCUGAAGCUUCAACCUGAGCAACAAGAAGUUAAAACUCCCAUUGAGAUUUCAAGCAGUGACCUGAAUCUGAAUGAGGAGCUGACAGCUCGAUGUGAGGCCUUAACCAGAGAACGCAACGACGCCAUGGCCGAGUGCCAGCAGAUGAGAGACAUACUUCAAAGUGUGGAGACAGAGCUGGGGGAGAAGACCAAAGAUUUUGUCCAGCAGUACAACGCCAUGAAGGAAAAGGGUGCAGAAACAGUGCAAGACCUUCAGGAAAAGAUCAAGCAGCUCACCCAACAGAGGGACGAGCUGCGGGUGAGGAUGACUGAAAUCACAGAGGAGAAAAACUCUCUGAUGAAGAAUAUCCAAGACCUUCAGAAAAAUGAUUCAGCUCAAAGCCAGAAACCUUACACUUCCGCAGAAGAAGAAGAAACCUCUUUAAAACAGGCUGUGAAAGAGCUGACUAUGCAGAACGAGGAGAUCUUCUCACAGCUGAAGAUGAAGGAGAACAUGAUUCAAGAUCUGAAAGAAAUUGCCGCCAUUUUGACUGAAGAGCGGGACAAAGCGCAACACCUGCUGAAGCUCAAAGAAGACGAAGUGCAAAGUUCGAAUGACGCCAAAACGAAAGAAAUUGAGUCGUUGUUGCAAGAGAAAGAAAGGGAAACACUUUUACUCAGAGAUGACAACAACAAGCAGGUGGAAAGCUUGAGGAUGCAAACAGACGACGAGCUGAAGCGUCUGAAGGAGGAAAAGGAAAAGACGGAAGAAAAUCUGAAGGAGAAGACGCUGAUUUAUGAGGAGACGAUUUCUGGUUUGGAGCUGAGAAUCAAAGAGCUUUCCACAGAGAGGGACGAUCUCCAUCAGAAACAGGAGCAGGCUUUGCUGGAGCUGUCCAAGCUUCAGGAAGAGGGGAAGCUAAUGGCAUCCAAGAUGGCUGACCUGGAGGCUCACAUGGCGCAGAGGGAAUCUGAAAAGCAACAAGUAGAGGAGAAGGUGAAGUCGCUAACAAAGGAGGCGGAGAAAUCUGGUGCUUCCAUGAGGCUGCUGGAAGAAAAUCAAUCUGAAGUCCUCAAAAAGUCAAAGGAGGAGCUGGAAGAUCUCCGGACGCGAGUCGAAGAGCUCGAAAACGAGAAAAACCUCUUAAAGAGAAGUCUUGAAGAAAUGGAGGCAGAGAAAAGACAGGAAGAGAUGCAGACAGACUUCCAGGCGCACAUCACAGACCUGGAAAAGGAGCGAGACAUGUUGAGAUCAAACCUCAUGGACGUAGUGAAGGAUGUAGAGGGGCUGCAGAGAGAUCUCCAAGACAUGAAGUCAGUUAAUGAGAAGAUUAGCGACGAGAACCAGAAACUCCGGGCCCAAGCUUCCCUGGCUCAAGAAGAGAAGGAGGAGUGGGAAACGAAGCUUGGAGAGAAGGACGCUCUGGUUUCACAGCUGAGGAACGAAAUAACAGCUCUGCAGGAAUCUAAUGUCCAAUCUGCUUCCUCUGAGGAAAGUGAAGCCAGUGAGACAACCAAGAAAUUAGCUCUGCUAGAGGAUAAAAUCAAAGAAAAAGACGAGAAGAUGAACAAAAUCAAGGCAGUAGCAGUGAAAGCCAAGAAAGAACUGGACAACAGCAAGAAGGAGGUUGUAACCCUGAAGGAGGAAGUUGCGUCACUAAAAGCGGAGCGGGAAAAGAUCAAGACUUCAAUGAAAGAUAUCAUUCAUGGAGCUGAAGGAUACAAGAACCUGCAGAUAGAUUACGACAGGCAAACAGAAGAACUGGAUAAGGAGAGGGAGAAGGUGGAGGCGGCCGAAAGACAGAUUGCUGAGCUGACCAAGCGACUCAGCAGUGCUGUCACACAGAAGGAGACGCUGAGCAGUGAGAAGGAGGAUCUGCAGGCCGGUUUGGAGACCAUGAGGAGCGCGUUGAAGCAGCUGGAGGCCAGAAACCAGGAGCUGCAGAAACAGCUGGCCAGCCUGGACAGAGACCUGCUGGCCGAGAGAGCCAUGAAGGACCAGAAGCUUAAGGACCUGUCAUCCGCCACGAAGGAGGUGGAGGAGCUGACAGCGCAGCUCCACAGGCAGCAGCAGCAGUCCCAGCAGACCGCCCAGGAGCUGGAGCUGCUACGCAAGGAGGCACAACAGAACUCCCUGCUGGACAUGGAGAUGGCCGACUACGAACGUCUGGUGAAAGAACUUAACGGAAAACUAACAGAGAAAGACAAGUGUGUGGAGGAGUUGAAAUCCCAGAUUAACAGACUAAAUCAGACCCAGGAGACCCACAAGCAGAAAAUCGAGGCUUUGAAGUCUCAGCUGGACCAGGAGGAGGAGAAAACCAUGAAGAUGAAACAACUUCUGGUGAAAACCAAGAAAGAUUUGGCAGAUGCCAUGAAACAGGAAAGCUCCCUCAUGAUGCAGCAGGCGUCUCUGAAAGGAGAGCUGGAAGCUAACCAGCAGCAGCUAGAAAGCUCCAAGAUUGAGAUGUCUGAGCUGGCAGCCGAGCGGCACCGCCUGCAGGAGCAGCUGAAGUCCACUUUGGAGCAGCAGCAGAGGACCAGCAGCUCCCUGCAGCAGCGCAUCCUCAGCCUGCAGCAGGACAGAGACACUGCAAAGGCUGAGCUUUUGGCAACAACAAGUGAGUUUGAGAGCUACAAGGUUCGAGUUCACAACGUGCUCAAACAGCAGAAGAGUAAAACCAGCGCCCAGUCUGAAGGAGACUCUGGGAAACUAGAGAGGGAGCAGUUGUCCUCUCAGGUUGAACAGCUGCGGAGCCGACUGUCUGAGAGCCAACAGAGCCUCCAGAGCAGCGUCGCCGAGCUGCAGCAGCUCCAGGCUGAGCACGACACUCUGCUGGAGAGGCACAACAAAAUCCUGCAGGAAAACAUCACCAAAGAGGCUGAGCUGCGAGAGAGGGUUUUGACGUUGCAGACAGAGAACAUGUCUUUACGGUCAGAGGUGACUCAGGCUCAGGCUGACCUGUCGUCCCAGGUGGAGGCCCAGCGGCAGACCUACAGGGAGCAGCUGAGGAAGCUGCAGGACGACCACCGGGCCACCGUGGAGACGCUGCAGGGACAGCUGAGCCGCGUCGAGGUGCAGCUCUUCAACCUGCAGAGCCAGAACAGUGCAGUGUCGGCCCAGUCCAGCCGUAAGCCUCUGGCAUCAGAACUUCAGCGGAGAAGCGCCGAUCAGAACCAAGCAGGGUUGGGAUCGAUGGGUUUGAACGACCUGCAGUCGAUGGCCCGGGAGGAGGGGGAAGGCAUGGAAACCACGGAGACCGAGAGAUUGUCGCCAAAACUCGCAGCCCCGCCCUCCCUGGAGCAGCUGCUCACAUCCCCAGACCCCAAACAGGAGCCGUUUGUUUGGACGGCGGAGCCGACCAAAGAGGAGCUGACCGAGAAGCUGAGCACGGCCACGCGCAGCAUGGAGCACAUGAACGGCCUGCUGCACGAAACCGAGGCCACCAACGCUGUCCUCAUGGAGCAGAUCACUCUGUUAAAGAACGAAGUUAGACGACUUGAGCGAAACCAGGAGAGAGAGAAGAGCGUGGCCAACCUGGAGUAUCUGAAGAACGUCCUGCUGCAGUUCAUCUUCCUGCGUUCUGGCAGCGAGAGGCAGGCGCUCCUGCCCGUCAUUCACACCAUGCUGCAGCUCAGUCCAGAGGAGAAGAGCAAACUGGCUGCAAUCGCACAAGGUGAGGAAGAGGGAAGCGGCUCUCGCGGCUCAGGAUGGACUUCCUACCUCCACAGCUGGUCUGGGAUCAGAUAGACUUAAAACGUGGGGAGCACCUUGCAGUGACAUCACUGAGCCCGUCUCUGUGAGAUUCUGUAACAACGAUGCUAAUUAAAAUGGUUUUAACUGGGGCAUUAACGCGUCAUUGUGAGAAAACAGGCAGGACCACAGAAUGUAUGUAAGAUAGUAUUUUCUAGAAAGAGUUAAAGGAAAAAAGAAUCUUUAUUUACUUUUGCAAAGCAUUAGGUACAAACACUGCUUCUCUGAGAUGGACACAGGCUUGUUAAACUGCCUGUGAGAUAAUUUCAAAUCUUUUCCACAUAUUAUCUAACAUUUAUGUUAGAACAGUACUUUAUUGAAGCACCAUAUGAUGCAGUUAGCAUUCAGUUUUCUUUAGUAGAAUUAUCUGGUAUUACUUGCCCACUUUACCCUGCAAAAUUUCUCUAAAUCUACCAGAUCGUGACGCUGUUUCUAGUCCAUAGCCCUGUUUAGGUGAGCUCGUAGAUUAUCUAUUUAAAUUAGAAUUAAAUCUGGAGUUUGGCUAAUUUAAAUGUCCCUCUUUUGAAGCCAUUUGUUUGCUGGUUUGUAUUCAUGGCUGGUUUCACCGUGAUGCUAAAUAUUAAAACCCUAAAUUCUUAAUCUUUAGCUUUACAGCCUUACAGUUUUUGGAACUGCACUUAUUUCAAUUAAUUUAAUUAAAACGCCAUUCCAUUUGAGAAGUAACCCCAGAUCAUGAUGCUGCCACCACCAUGUUUCGCUGUGGGCAUGGUCUCCUUACUUGUGAUAUUAGAGUCAGAGUUAUCUUCCCGAAUAAUAGCUUUUUGUUUCUUCAGCUUGUAAAUAUUCUUCCAUAAAUAUUAGUUAGAUUUUUUUGAUGGAUUGUUUUUGAAGGGUGCAAACAUCUGGGAGAUUCUACAAGUUCAGCUAAACGGUAUUAUAAGAUAAUCACUAUACAUGAUAAGGAUAUGCUGUAUAAAUUGUUAGGUGUGGACAAGAAGAAAACUAAAAGCUAAAAUUCAAUCAAAUUGUGUUUCAACCAAAUAUUUAAGGUUAUUCUCGGUUACGCAGCAAGGUUAUUCUACCCGUUUUAUUUUUCCCUAUAAUAAAUUUGUUUGCUUUUCGUUGAAUUUUACAGGAUAAAUGUGGCAUAAUAUGUGGCAAAAGGAGUGCAUAAAUUAUGACGUUGUUUACAUAACAAAAUCUUGGCAUUUUACCAGAGUUUGUGUCCAAAUUUGGGAACCAAGGUUAGCCUUGCACCAAAUUACCCAUCAUAAAUUUGUUUUAGUUGUAUUCAUUUGUGUUGAAAUGAAAUCUGUUGGGCAUUUUUCUACAGGCAUAAGUCACAUCACAUGCAACUAUUUCAAAAUGUUUUCUUAUUUCUGGAUUUUAAAAAAAAAUCAUGUUGCAAACCAAUAGUAUAAUUUAGGAUUGUUUAAGAAGCUAAAUGUAGCCUGGUAUAAUGUGACUUAAAUGUCGGAUGUUUAAAUCAUUGGUUAAAAAAAGAAGAUUUGACUCCUCUGCUUAUGUACAUUGUACUUUACUCACUAUUAACGGACAAGUUUUCACAAAUCACAUUUCUAUUUUCAGUUUCUUUCAGUGCCUGUCAUCAUGUAUGUUGACUGUUGAAUGUCUUUCUGUGUGUUAUAGUUUAUCACUUUAUCAUCUAGAAACAUGCAACAAAAAGGUGUUAAUUUUCACCCAUUUAUAAUCUUGUUGCUUAUAAAAUUAUACAACCUUAAUCCAUACAUUGUGGUAAGAAAAAAAAAUCAACAUUACGGUUCUUUAGGUGUUUUUUUUUUUUACAUUAUUCUGUGGGCAAAAAUGUAGAUUAAAUUAUUAGUGUAGCUCAGAUAAAUGAUCAUAAAUUUGUGUUCAUAAUGAUAACUGGUACUUCCUAAACUCAGGUGCAGGUAUUUGUGUUUUCCAAUGUAGCAUUUGUAACUGCUGUUUUCAUUUUAUUUGUUUAAUGACUGUACGGCUCUGCUGUGGGGUAGAAGUUUAAUUUUCCAUCACACACACUCAGAUUUGCUUCUGCAACAUUAAUGCCUAUCUUCUUCUCCUUGUUAAUACUGUAGAAAGUUACUUGUUUGUCUUUUUUCCACUCCAGUGGCAGCUCUUUUGGGAUCAGUCUACCACAACUUGAAUGUACUUUUACCUUUUAUAUUUUGUGAAGGUUACUGUUAUCAGAAGCUAUGAGAGAUUAUCAGAAAAUCGUUUAAGAUUUUGUCUAGAUGUAAAACAAAAAUGACAGAAAACUGUGAUUGUAAACAGAUUAAAACCAACCAGGAUGAGAGUGA